Ipomoea triloba (trilobed morning glory) is the source of this 2429-nucleotide messenger RNA. RefSeq names its product intron-encoded DNA endonuclease aI4-like. Lineage: Eukaryota; Viridiplantae; Streptophyta; Magnoliopsida; Solanales; Convolvulaceae. Gene Ontology annotation, molecular function: endonuclease activity. The record is from RefSeq and is a predicted model, not a curated record. The transcript has 4 exons. The coding region runs from base 60 to 1457 and encodes 465 amino acids.
AAAUAAACCCUUCCUACUCUAACAAAAGCUCCGCUCCGGCGAAUACAGAAGCAGAAAAAAUGGAUGCUCUAAGAUUCUUCAGGCGAUCCCUUCACCCGUCUCUCUCCUCUUCUACUCUCCGGUGGAACCGCUCGCUUCAGGCCUCUUAUUCUUUCCAAAAUUAUCGCUCUCUGAGGGCUCAAUCUGCCUCCCCGGACCCGAACCCGAGACCCAUCCCCUCACCCUCCGCCCCGUGCCUGCUACUGCUUGGAGAGAAGAAAGUUCGUUGCUUUUACAGAUCCAAUAGCAACCCAGAACUCGACAACAAUGCGAUUUGUUUGGUUUCCUCCCAUGGCGGUUUAUCUCUAGCGUUGAUGAAGAAUUUUGGUGGAGGGCUCCUCCCGUUUCGCAAUGUAGGUAACCUGCGACAUAAAAGCAGCCUAGUAGGAGCCUCAAAGACUGCUUCUGCAACAACUUAUCCUAAACCCUUCUGUGAAUGGCUAGCUGGAAUUAUCGAUGGCGAUGGAAGUCUUCAAGUUAACAACAAAGGCCAUACUUCUCUUGAAAUCACUAUUGGCCUUGAAGAUAUAGCGCUAGUACGAUAUGCCCAACAUAUGCUUGGUGGAAGUAUUAAAAUGAGGUCAGGUGCUAAAUCUUAUCGUUAUAGACUGCAUGAUCAGAUUGGUAUGAUUAAGCUCAUGAAUUGUAUUAAUGGCCACAUUAGGCAUUCCCCAAGGCUAAUUCAAUUGCAUCGUGUUUGUCAAGUACAUGAUAUUCCAGUAGUUUUACCUGUUACUCUGGAUUCCAAAUCGAACUGGUUUGCGGGAUUCUUUGAUGCUAAUGGUGUCAUUGGUAUUACUAUGAAGCAUCAAAUACCUCAACUAAGUAUUCGGAUAACUAGUAAACAUCUGCAAGAUGUGGAGUCUUAUAAGGUUGUAUUUGGUGGAGAUAUCUACUUUGAUAGUGGUCGAAAUGGUUACUAUGAAUGGUCUGUACAAAGUCCAAAAGAUGUUGCCAUGGUUUUAGGUUACUUUAGAUCAACUACUUGGAGAAGUAGGAAAUCACGGCGGUUCUUCCUUGUUGAUGAAUAUUAUAGGCUUUGUGAUCUCAAAGCAUUUGAACCUUCCAGUAUGAACCAUAAAGCAUGGCUAGCUUUCGUAGACAAAUGGAAUAACUUGGUGGGGAAAGUUUGCUAUGUUAUUAGACCUGUAUUACCCUCAGGCUGUGAAUCAAAGAGCGGUCCUUGUGGGUUUGUUGGCACAAGAGACUCUUUAAACUUGGGCGGCUAUAGUGUGGAACUUGCUUUGAAGAACGUGGAAUAUAAAGCUAUGGAUGACAGCACAGUGAAGAAAGGUAAACUUUGUCAAGUAUUCAUUUACUUGACAGAAUAUUAUGUUAAAAAUGCCAAAAUCUUCACAGAAGGUUCCUUUAUGUUUUUUAUUAAUUUGUCUAUGCAAGAUUAUAAUAUACAUUGGUAGAUUCACAUUCACUUCUAAGGUUGUUAUUGUGAGGUGAACAAAGGAUGGGGGAGCAUAUUUGUGUGAAAAAUGCACCAUCCUCUACAUCGACGUUUAUUGCAAAGUUUAUGUUGCUUUUUAUUUGUCUUGCUAACUUUGCAGGAACGUAAGCUAGGGUUAAAAUCUGAGAUCAUGGUUUUCAGGGAUUACCUUCUAUCAUCAGCAAUUUUUGAUACACUGGAUGUAUGGGAACUUAAAGGGAAUGACAGCUAACUUUUUGUGAUAGGUUUUCAAAAUGCUAACUAGCUGCUGUAGUGACCAUACUCAAUUCUCUUGUUCCUAAUUUCUAUAUUUAAAAAAGAAAACAGAAAAGACAUUUUGUUCAUGCCGCUGAUCCUUUGCAGACACUGCAAGGAAUUAACCAAAACUUCCCUAGUGUGGUCUUUCUUGAAGCUCAAUGAGUCCACGAAUGAUCUCUCUGGGGAAGUCACUAAUGGCCCUAAAUGGUGCCUUAAAAAUAUAAUCUGCCAAUUGUAUGUUUAUGAAAGUGCUGCUGUCAUCGAUUGGGGAGUUUAUUGCUGCUAUUAAUGGUCCUUAACCGUUGGGGAGUUUAUUGCUGCUAUUAAUGGUCCUUAACCGUAGUGCGAUAGCCCUCUCAUGGCGGAAUGUCUUAUCGUGGCUCAAGGGUCGCCGGAUGUCUUCGGCUCACCUUUUCACGGAUUGCUCCACUCUACAUGGUUUCUAACGACUCCUAACAUUGAUCUUCGUUCCUAUAUUGGCAUUAUUAUUGACGAAUGUAGAGUUGUUAUGUCCUCUUUUCUUAAUUGUCCAGUUAGUCUAGUUCCUAGAUCGUCUAAUAUGAUAGCUCAUUUUCUAGCUUCUUCAGCUUAUAGUCAAGAUAACACAUUGUAUUGGAAUUUGGGAUUCUGUUCCUCUUAACUUUGUUUCGGCAUUUUUGCAGUAAUCUAUUCUAGCUUUUUGUUUUCAAAAAAA